Conger conger (European conger) is the source of this 10374-nucleotide messenger RNA. RefSeq names its product apolipoprotein B-100-like. Lineage: Eukaryota; Metazoa; Chordata; Actinopteri; Anguilliformes; Congridae. The transcript is spliced from 33 exons. Gene Ontology annotation, molecular function: low-density lipoprotein particle receptor binding; cholesterol transfer activity. The record is from RefSeq and is a predicted model, not a curated record. Gene Ontology annotation, biological process: triglyceride mobilization; lipoprotein transport; cholesterol homeostasis. Gene Ontology annotation, cellular component: low-density lipoprotein particle; very-low-density lipoprotein particle; mature chylomicron. The coding region runs from base 1 to 10374 and encodes 3457 amino acids.
AUGGGGGACACAAAGCUCUGCCUUCUGCUGCUUCUGUGCACCUUUGCCUUUGCCCAAGAGAACAUUGGGAGUGCUGAAGAAGAAUCUGCGCCUUGCUUGUUGGCAAAAAGGUUUAAAAGCUUUAGGAACUAUGUUUACCAGUAUGAAACCGAAGCCCUCAAUGGAGUGAGUGGAACGUCAAACCACAGGAACGGCGCCAAAGCAACUUGUAAGGUCGAGAUCGAUGUGCCUCAGACAUGUAGCUACAUCGUGCGCACCCUGGAGUGCACACUGAGCGAGGUGUCUGACAUCGACCCAGAGGGGCUGCCUGUAUAUGGACCUGCUGCUGGAGCUGAUGCCUUCCAGGCUGCCAUGGCAAAGAACCCAUUGAAGUUGACUGUGGAAAGGGAAUCCAAGGUCAGCCUGUUCCCUGAAGAGGAUGAGCCUAUCAAUGUCCUGAACAUCAAGAGAGGAAUCAUCUCUGCCCUCCUUGUGCCUGUGCUGGAGGAGGAGAAAAACAAAAACAUGGCCACUCUGCACGGUAUCUGCAAGACCGACUUUGCUGUCAACACCAGGGAGGACAUUGCUACUGAUGUCACUGUCACAAGAGACCUGUCCCGUUGUGAUGCUUUCACUCCCAAGAAAGAUGUUGCCAGCCCCCUGGCACUCAUCUCUGGCCUGCACAUUCCACUCUCCAAACUGAUCAGCAGCUCCCAGAUCUGCAACUACAAAUUUGACAAUGAGAAGAAGCACAUGACUGAAGGAACCUGCACUGAGAAACACAUCUUGGUGCCUUUCUCUCACCGAGAGCAGAGUGGAGUUUUAACCAUGGUCAAACAGACCUUGGCCCUGCAGGAGACGAGCAAGAUCAACAAUAGAGUAUUUGACCACAAUGAGGCUAACCUGAAGGCCCUACCUAUGGAGGCUGUUGAAGAUAAAUCCCCUGCUCAAACUAAGGAUGUUAUUCUGGCCACUCUGAGGGAACUAAGCACCCUGUCUCAGACAAGCCAGGGUAACCGGCGGGCACACCUGUUCCAGAAGCUGGUGACUGAGAUCCGAGGGCUGAAGAGUGAAGCCCUGAGCCCAGCUGUCCCAGAGAUGGUGGAGGUGUCUGGACUCCUGACUUGGCAGGCUUUGGCCCAGUGUGGAACACCCGAAUGCAGCAGUGCCAUCCUACAGAUCCUGCUUACCAUGGAUAAAACUGCUCCGGAGGUUGAUGCUGCCGUUUAUGCUAUGGGGCUCCUGCCCAACCCCACCAACCACUUGGUCCAAGACAUGUUGAGCAUGGCCCAGUACAAACAGAGCAAGCCUAUUCUAUAUGGCCUUAGCAACAUUGUUCGGAGAGUUUACAAGAUUGAGGGCAAGGUCACCCCUGAGAUCACUGCAGUAUCUGAGUACAUGGCCUCCCUGCUGGGUGAUUGCUCUGGUGACAAAGAUCAGACCUUCUUGACCCUGAGGGUUAUUGGUAACAUGGGAGAGGCAAUGGAGGCUGCUAACCCUGCUCUGAAGUCUGCCUUGCUGCAGUGUAUGACAGAGCCUGCCGCCACGUCAACUGUCCAGAAAGCUGCCAUCCAGGCCUUCAGAAAGCUGACCAUUACUGAGGAGGCUCGUGGUGUACUCCUGCAGACUGUGCUGGAUGGGGAAAGCCCCAUUCAGAAACGUGUGGCUGCCUACCUGGUGCUGAUGAAGAACCCUGAGCCUUCUGACUUGGCCGAGGUGAUAAGCACUCUAGCAGAUGAGGAGGAUCUUCAGGCCAAGAACUUUGUUGCAUCCCACCUGGCCAACAUUCUCAGUUCCACAGACCCUGCAUCUGCCCUGAUGAAAGACAAGAUCGCAGAGGCUCUUCAGGGAAAUGAGGUGCCAGCUGUCAUGGAAUUCAGCAAGAUCUCCCGAAACUACAAGAUGAGUAACAACCUGGAAGGAAAUGUGAUCUUUGACUCCACUGGCUACCUCCCUAAGGAAAUGAUGCUGGAGACUACACUGAAGGCUUUCGGAUACGAUUUUGAUGUAUUGGAGGUUGGAUUGGAUGGAAAAGGAUUAGAACCAACCUUUGAGGCCCUAUUUGGACAGGAUGGAUUCUUCCCUGACACCUUGUCAAAGGCCCUUUACUGGGCUGGAGGCAAGAUGCCAGCCUCAGUGAACACACUUUUACAGAAGAUGAUUCCACCUGAGAAUGGGAGAAUGAGGAGACAGGUGCCUCAGAACAUCCUGAGAGAAAUUAGUCACAAUGUCAACAAACUGAUGAGCGAACUUAAGACCCAGCAGUCUCCCGAUGCCCUGGUUUAUCUGAAACUCUUGGGAUCUGAGCUUGGAUUCAUCAAGACUUCAGAAAUGGAAGAGAUGGCGUACUCUGCUGCCCUGUUAGCUGAUAAUCUCCUCAAGAUGUUUCCUACUGAUAUCAUGAAGCUUCUUUCCAGCACUGAAAAUGAGUUAUUUGUUCACUACAUGUUCAUGGACAAUGAGUUCUUCCUGCCAACUGGUUCUGGUAUGCCUCUGAAAGUCUCUCUUUCUGGUACCUUUGCCCCUGGAGUCAAAGGCGGACUGCACCUAACCCCUGGGCUGGACAUUGCUUUCAUGCCUUCCAUUGGUGUGGAAUUUGUGACAGAGAUGGGUGUUCACAUUCCUGAGCUUCUCAUCUCCAGUAUUGCCAUGCACACCAACAUCUACCAUGAGAGUGCCCUCAAUGCCAAGGUUGCCAUAAGCAACAGCCAGUUCAAGAUUACUGUCCCAGCUCCUCAGGGUACCUCCCGUCUCUUUGAAAUUAGCAACAGACUGCUGUCAGUGACCACCACCAAGUCCAAGAGCCCGCCACCGAUAUCAGAGGACAGAACUGACUUAGUGAAGUGCAUCCCAGUCUUACCUGGCAUGAAGUCCUGUAUCACCCUAAAAUACCCUGGCUCGACUGAUGCUGCUCCCUAUUUCCCACUCACUGGAGAUUCUGAGGUUGCUGUGGAGAUUGAGCCCACUGGUCAGGUGACUGAAUACACUGCCACCAUUGCCUAUGAACACCUAAUGGAGGGAGAGGUUCCAGAAAAGGUGGAUGCCCUGAAGGUUACACUCAUGGCAGAGGGUGCAGAGCCCACGGAAGCAAGAGCAGUUAUGAAGUACAACAGGAACACAAAUGUUCUCACCACUGAUGUCCAAAUUCCUGAUUGUGACAUCGAGGCUGGAGUCAGACUUGGCAUCACUGAUGAUAGUGCCAAUGGAAAGGGGAUCAUGAUUGACAUCACCCACAAGAACAUCCCUCAGGUUUCUCUGAUUGGACAUGCAAAACUUGAGGCAAUGAAGGAUGGUAUGCUGCAGGUCCAGCUGGCCAUACCCUCACUGAAGACCGAUGCUACUGUCACUGCUGCCCUGAAGAGAGCUGAGGACCUAAUUCUGGAGAUCGAGAGCAUCAUCAACAUCCCUGAGACUUCCUCACUGCAGAAAGUCAUUUUCAGAUAUGAUGAGAAUCAGAUUGAGGUUGAGUUGAAAUCUGAUUUUAACUCAGAGGUCCGUAAACUGCUUCAAAAUAUUGAUGAAUACGAAAAGAUCAUCCAGAAUAUUUUGGAUCUGACAGUGACCCAGACUGACAUGACAGUGCGUCAUAUUGUGUCCAAGUCCAUUGAGGCAACCAAUAUCUGGCUAAACAGGGCUGUUGCUGAUGCCCCUGCUCCCUUCAGUUUCAGACAAAUACCAGAAUUAUAUCUGCCUGAGAAACUGUUCCUGAAAUCUGAAAGUGCACUCAGAUACAAGUUCAACCAGGAACACGUCAGCUUCCAUAUUUCUGUGCCUCUGGGUGGAAAAUCCUCAGAGGAUUUGAAUAUCCCCCGAACCCUGAUCACCCCCAACCUGGCUCUGCCCCAGAUUGGUGUGGUGAUUCCUUCUACAGAGGUCAGCAUCCCCACCUUCUUCCUACCUCCAACCUAUGAGCUAUCACUACCCCUUGUUGAAAUGGAAGUGUCCACUAAAGUGAGCAGCAACUUCUACAACUGGGAGGGUUUGGCUUCAAUUGAUGCCCCUGCCAAAAUGGCAAAAUACAAAGUUGUGGGUGACUGUCCUAUGGAAAUCCUGUCUUACACAAUUGAAGGCACUGGAGAACUCAGCACAACAUCUGAAGAAUCAUUGAAGGCCAUAGUGAGCAGCUCCCUGAGCCAUAAGUUCAUUGAUGCCAGUGUCAGUUUUGAGGGAGUCGGAAGUAUCACAGACAAAGCACAAAUAAUAACCAACAGCAAAAUAGAAGCUUCAAGUCCACUGGGUCUGGAGACAGCACUGCAUUACAAUACCCAGUCUACUAUUGCCUCUGAUGAACUUGCUGGCGAUGGAAACCUGGAUGGAACCAUCAAAAUGGGUUCUCUGUAUGCAAAUGCCACCUGCUCUCAGUCCUACAUGAUCUACCCUUUCAGCAGAGAGGUAAGAGGAGAGUCAACACUGAGGCUAGACUCAACAAUCUUCCAGGCUAACAACAGGAUCAAAGGUACCUUUGCUAAUGGUCAGCUGUCUAUCAUGUCCAGCACCAACUUGUACAAUGACAUUCUGAAACACGUAGGUGAGGUUAGUUUCAAGGAUGCUCGACUCUCAGUGAAAUCUGAUGCCAUCUCUAUGGUGCUUGGAGGAACAUUACGAAAUCAGAUAGAACUUGCUGCCACUGUGGAUUCAGCCUCCAUCAGAGUGGAGUCCCAUGCUGACCAUACAUCUAACCGUGCUUUUUCAUUGCUCUCUGGAUCCCUGAGUACCAGUAGCCUGGAGAUGAACACUGAAGGCUCUCUAAUUUCUGGAGCAAGCCGUGGCUCCCAUAAGGCGACCUUGACUUUCAGGAAUUAUAACCUGGCCACAAGCGGAACAACAACCCUGCAGAGCAGCCCCUUGAUUUUUGAGAAUAUCUUCACAGGAGGAAUUGAUGAGACAGGUACCUCCCUGUCAAUUAUAUCCAAGGGAUCCCUGCUGGAAAUGAAAAUAGAAAACACAAACACCCUGGCUCUUACAUUUUCAUCCUUAGCCUUCCGCUCACAGACUGACAGUGUGUUCAGCGAUAGUACAUCUUUUAAACAUGACAUCACAGUUGACAUAAAGUCCUUCUUAGCUGCAAUAAAGAGCAGUACAACUGGCAAGAUUCUCGGAGCUCAUCUGAUACAAAACACUGAUUUAGAUGUUGCUGGACUGUCCUCAAAAUUCAACAAUGUAGUCCGCUUCAACACCGAGGCAUUCCAUCUUGACAGUACUCUGCGCACACUUGCUGCACCUUUUAGCCUUAGUGUUGACUCAAUUUUCAAUGCUGAUGGCGAGAUCACAUUUUUUGGAAAGCAUACUGGUCAGUUAUAUAGUAAACUCCUCUUGAACGUACAGCCCCUGGCUGUUGCCUUUUCUCAUGACUAUCGAGCUUCCACCAUGAACCAACUGGACAUUGAAGCUUCUGUUGAGACACAAUUUGACAACAAGAUAGACAGUCUUCUGACUCCUCAGGAGCAGAGGGGAGCAUGGAGGAUGAAAUCCAAGCUGAACAAUCAUGAAUACAACCAAGAAAUUAGCAUUUACAACCAACCUGAGAGGCUUGGAGUGGAGUUAUCUGGAAUAGUUCUCACAGACGUUUUGAACAAGCCUGAAAAUGAGAACCAAGAAUUCAGCAUUUCCUGUUUCUUGAAGUAUGACAAGAACAGUGACAGCCAUGUCCUCAUGCUGCCAUUCAUUGAGAACUUGCCUGCCAUUUUUGAACAGCUCAAAGCAUCCUCUGUUCAUGUUCUAGAGUCCCUGAAACACCUUGCUUGGUUGCAGGAGCUUGAUGUGAAGUAUGACAUCAGAGCUAAGCUUCAGGAGAAAGUAAGUGAACUGAAACAGGUAAUUGAAAGCUUUGACCUACAAGUAUUCAUUCAGGAUCUUAAAAACUUCACCUCUUCUUUCAAUAUUGCAAGGUAUAUUGAAUAUCUUGUUUCAGAAAUUCCCAUAGAAACAAUAAUUAGAUUAGCUGACUCCAUCAAACAUGUCAUAAUUACUUGUAUUCAGGAACUGAAAAUCACAGACCAGGUCAAUGCUGUCUACACAAAAGUGAGAGAAAUAAUUGUUGAGUAUGAAAUUGAAAAGAAGUUAGAAAUGCUUUUAGAAAAGGUUGUAGAUCUUAUCAAGCAAUUCAAAAUUGAAGACACAGUACAGGCAGUAGUUAACACUAUGAAAUCCAUUGAUCUUCCAGCUUUGUCUGAGAAAGCAAUGCAACUACUCGAUAAUGCAAUAAACCACUUGAAUACACUAGAUUUCAAGCAAAUAGUUGACCUGCUCAAUGAAUACAUUGACAUUAUUGUCAAGAAAUUGAUGUCAUUUGACUAUAAUACCUUUGUUGAUGAAGCAAACCCAAAAAUCAGCGAAAUGACAAGUAAUGUGAAUGAGCAGAUUCAAGAAUAUGAGAUUCUACAGAAAAUUGAAGCAAUUCUAAAAUUUGUAAGAUGGAUUCAGGCCUCCCUGCUUGACUUCACACUUACAGAAAUCAGUCUUCCUGAAAUCAGCCUCCCUGACAUCACAAUCCAAAAACUCAAUCUGGAGAACUUUGACAUUACAACACUUCAGAUCCCUGAGAUCACAAUGCCCCCAAUCCCCAGUGAGAUAAUCGUCCCUACUUUUGGUAAGCUACGUGGAGAGAUCAGAUUAAAGUCUCCAAACUAUAGCCUCAGGGCCGCUGCUGAGCUCCAGAACUCCACAACCAACCCAAUGACUCCACAAUUAACAGCUUACCUCACAUCACAGGCAACAUCAACUGCAAAUAUUUUAAACUAUGUGCUAGAUGUCACUGCACGUGUUGGCUUCCCAAAGCUGAGCCGUAUUAUUGUUUCUGAGACGAUUAAAUUUACCCACUCUGCUGUGUCAGUUGAGCAUCAAGGUUCAGUCACUAUCUAUGGUCUCUCAGCUCAGGCCUCAGCCAAGACCACAGCUAAAGCAACAACUGCAAUAUAUACUGCAGAACUCAUCAACAAUGCAUUCUUUGCUUUGGAAAGUGGAUUCUCUGCUUCUCUGGAAACUAGCUACAACCACAAUUUGACCCUUGAGCUUGUUAGACUUUUGAGUGAAGCCACCUUGACACAGAAAGUAGUUUGUCGUUUGGAAGCUGGCACCAUUCAUGUGACACAUGGAAUUACAGGAAAUGGGAAGUGGACCUUCCGGGAGUACACAGACGAACUGACCCACAAGAGUGACCUGGACUUCACUAUCAGUAUCAAUUCUGCUAAAUUGACCUUUACAGGAAACACAGAUGGCGAAAGCCUAAAAAUGAAACAAACCCUAAAUGCUGAUGGCGUUUUAUUUAGGUACCUCACUUUUAACGGCCGUGCUGAGACAGAAGCUCCCUUAAUUAAGAGCAGUCUUGUGGUUGUGAGUGGGAAUAUUGAGACGGGGGACCUGAAAAUUGAACUGAAAGGUUCUCAUGACACCGAGCUUGAUGGGGAAGUAAGUGGAACAAUUUCUAACUCAGUCAACCUUCUAGCUAAUCCCUCUGAAAUUAUUUUAGACUUCCAGAACAAGGGAAAUGCUAAGGCUACUCUCCCCUUUUCAUUGAGUGGAAAGGUUGAUCUGCAGAAUGAUUAUGCCAUUACUGUAAAUGCUGAAGUGCAGCAGAUUAACUGGGUGGCUUUGUCUCGAUUCAACCAGUACAAAUACUUCCACAAUCUUACAAUGGAUAACAAUAAUAAGGAAACUUCCAUUUUUGCAACAGUGAAUGGUGAGGCUAAUCUCAACAUUUUGACCUUCCCAGUAGACAUUCCUGAGGUAACUGUUCCAUUUAUUGGUGUGCAAACCCCAGCUCUCCAUGAGGUAUCUCUGUGGGAAAACACUGGUCUGAAGGCCCUCUUGACAACCACUGAACAGACAAUUGACAUUAAUCUCAAGCUUCAGUAUGAGAAGAACCCAAAUAUAAUUUCUAUUGGCAUUGAUCCUUUCACAAUUCCAACUUUAGGCAAUCUGAUAUUUGAUCUUUCACUGAAGUCCCCUGUGUUCUCUUUCAAUGCUAAUGCAGCCUUACAAAACCAGGAAGAAAUCAUAGCCCGAUUAGGUGUUUCAUCAUCCUCUCUGUUUGACAUUUUAAAAGGUAAACUUGAUGGAACUACUACCAUGUCUAGAAAGAAGAGGGGCAUAAAAGUUGCCACAGCUUUGUUCUUGGAACACACAAAUGUUCAAGUAGCCCAUGAUUUUACUAUUAGUCCUAACAGGAGAGCAAUGGAUGCCUCCAUGGGAACUGUUGCUAAGAUUACUCUCCCCAUCCUGAACCUGGAAUUCAAUCAAGAACUCCUUGGAAGCACUAAGGCUAAGGUUAACGUGGACUGGAAGACAAAGCUGAAAUACAGCUUCAACCUUCCACUGAUUGAUGCUAAUGGUAAAGGAGAUAUUGAACAGAACCUGGUCCUGGAUGGUUUUUCUGGCCACAUAUAUUUAGACACAUCUAAUAAAGGAAAGAUUGAGGGAACCAUCCUGGCAAGUGGCAAUUUUGCUGGAGCUGUGAACAACGAGGCUAAUAUCCAUUUUGAUGCCAAUGGCCUGCGCUCUUCUGUGAAGACUGAUGCCAAUGGCGAUGGUCAUUUUGGAGAGACUAAUAUCUGGAGUAUAGAUAUGAAUGAGCACCUGGCCCUUGAGGUAUCUCCAAACGGUGUGGAUGUUGGACUGAACUUAAUUUGCAACAAUGAAGUUAAUAUGGAAUCAUUAAACACUAAAGGCAAGCAUGUUGCUAAAGGAACAUUUAAUUUAGGUCCUUUUGCAGAGCUGACUGCAAAUUUGGAUAUUGACAUGUCACAGCCAAGCAGCCUGGGAGAGGCUAGCAUUCUUCAGAACAUUGCCCUUGAAAUUACUACAGAGAAGCAGAAGCUGUCCACCACUGUGAAGGUCUCCUCUCCCAUUUACAGCACAACACUGACCGCAAGCCUGGAGAACAGUGCAUCUGCUUACAUUGCUUCACUUACGUCCUCUUGCACUUCUACUUUGGCUUUCCUGGCAUACGAUCUUGAUGCCACUGUAAAUGCAAGCAUUGACAAUGGUGCCCUGAGCCUGAAUAAUAAGGGUACCUUCAGCCACAGCGACUUGAAAAUGGACUUCCAGCACAUCUUCUCCAACAUUUUGAGAAAAAGAAGCCAAGACUCUCCUGAUAGCCCCUCCCGUCACACUAUCAUUGUUGAUAUUACCAGCCCAAUCAGUGACAUGACCAUUCGAUAUGCAUCUGGAAAGGACAGAAUUAGCACUACCAUUUCUGUACCAACCUCUGGAUUCCUUGGAUUGCAGUUGUCGCAGUCAUCUGCACGGAUCUAUGCCAGAUAUCCUUCUGAACCUGAGAAGGAUGUACAGAUCCUAAUUUUCAAAAAGUCUAAGACUGCCUUGAACAAGGAGGCUGUCAAUGAUAUAUUGCUGGGUGUAAAGGAGAGAGUGCCAGCCAUCACUGCCUCCCUGUACAACACUGUUGAUAAGUACCACAGUGCCCUCUUUGACAUGGACAUCAAGAGUGCCUUAUAUGAGCUGAGGAACAUCCUCUCUACCACUUCUGAGAAGUUUUAUAGCAUUGCCACUGACUUCCCAGAAAUUAGUGAGUUUGCCACUCUUUUCAGGAAUCUUCUUGACCGGUAUCAGGCCACCAUGAAGAUUGCAGUGGAUGCAGUAAUUGAAUUCCUGAGGAACCUGCAGUUUCAUGUUCCAGGGCUUGAAGAAAAGCUCACUUUGCCAGAGCUCAGUCACAAAAUCAUGAAUUCUGUUGCUACAGUAAUUAACCAAGUUGUACAAAGGAUCAAUGAUUACCUGGAGCCCUACAUUGAUGCCAUCAUUACCUACUUCAGCAACAUAAAGGUAAUCAUUCCUGGUUCUGAUGAGGAGUUACCUGCAAGCCAAGUCCUAGAAAAUCUCAAAUCCUCCAUAAAGAAAACCCAGAGUGAAAUUGUAGGUAUGGUGAGGAAUCUUGAGAGCCCUGAUGUUAUACUCCAGAAGCUGGCUGAUUUGGCUGAACACUGUGCCAAGAAGGCUGAUGAGCUAAUAGGCUCCUUCAAGUCAGACACGAUUGAUGCAGUUGCUGCCCAUAUAAAUACCAUCCUCUCUGAAGUUCUCAAUCUUCUCAAGACAAUAUUUGAGAAGGUCCAUGUCAACCUUACCCUGGAACAGCUGAAUGACUCCCUUCAGUACUUGAUUGAAACAAGGCCCCUGAAGAAGCACCAGCUGGUGAGGAAGUACCUGCACCUGAGGAAGUACCUGAAGCUGAGGAAGCACCAGCAGCUGAGGAAGUACCUGCACCUGAGGAAGUACCUGCUGCAGAGGAAGUACCUGCACCUGAGGAAGUACCAGCAGCUGAGGAAGUACCAGCAGCUGAGGAAGUGCCAGCAGCUGAAGAAGUGCCUGAAGCUGAGGAACUGGCGACCUGGGCUGGAAGAGUGUCAACCCCUGGCCUCCUUGUUACAGGACCCCGCCUGA